Benincasa hispida (wax gourd) is the source of this 545-nucleotide messenger RNA. NCBI's taxonomy places the organism in Eukaryota, Viridiplantae, Streptophyta, Magnoliopsida, Cucurbitales, Cucurbitaceae. The record is from RefSeq and is a predicted model, not a curated record.
UAGAAAAUGGGUAUUGUUGAUUUUGUUUUAGAUUAUGUAACAGAUAAUUUUGGUUCAAGAAAAAAGAAGAAGAGAAAGCCAAACCAGGUAGAAAUCAAGGUGAAGAUGGACUGUGAUGGGUGUGAGAGGAAAAUUAAAAAUGCUGUUUCUUCCAUCAAAGGAGUGAAGUCAGUGAAGGUGGACAGGAAGCAAAGUAAGGUAACAGUGAAUGGAUAUGCUGAGCCAACAAAGGUCUUAAGAAAGGUGGAAAGCACAGGAAAGAAGGCUGAGCUUUGGCCUUAUGUUCCAUACAACUUUGUGGCUUAUCCUUAUGUUGCUCAGGCCUAUGACAAAAAGGCGCCCCCCGGCUACGUCAAGAACGCCGCUCAAGCCUUUCCCAUCGCCGAUGCGCCCGACCAGAGGUUGACAAUGAUGUUCAGUGAUGAAAAUCCACACGCAUGUUCUAUUAUGUAGCAAAAUAUAAAUAUGGUGUAUACAUAUAUAUAUGUAUGUAUUUUAAUUUUGUUCAAGAGAAAGGUGGUGGUAGUGAUUAAGGGUAAUGUUUA